CCGGGCAGGUGGCGGGGCUGCAGUCAGAUCCAUCCGGGGCCGGAUAGGGAAGGAUGUGGGGUAACGGAGGGGGUCGUGGGGGCUAGGUCCCUUCCCUGUUCUCCGUGCUUUGCGGGCAGUGCAAAAGAGGAGCCUCCCGAGACGCCGGUUGUGUCCGCCCCGGGAGCCUUGGCGGAGGACUAGGCACGCUGGGGUCUCCGAGGGGCCUUUGGGAGGGGUCCCUUUGAGACUUGAGGCAGGCUGAAAGGUGACCCGCUAGCGGGGAGGGCGGCCAGAGGGCCCCUUGGUGCACCCAAGGGGGGAGGAGGGGGGCAGGUUCCCCAUGAGGGGAAGGAAGGGGCUUCCCUUAGGAACCCACAAGAACAUCUCCAGGUGGCCCAAGGAAGUAGGGUGGGGGGCUGAGAGAGCUUGGAGGGAGGAUUUGGGGGCGUCCGCAGAGGAGCUGCUCGCGUCCUUGGCGCUCUGCAGCGAAGCACAGUCUGGAGGAGAUCAGGGGAAUCCUCUGAAGGUGUAUAGAGGAAGAGGGCACUCAGGGUCCUUGUAGGAUCCCUAGGAUACUUCUGAGGGUGGGCUUUCCCGAAAGGUCUGUGGGAAUUUCUAGGGGAAAAGGUGAGGGGUCCCUAAGAGACCCUGUGAGGAAUCUAGAGCCAUGGCCACCCGGCGUUUAACAGACGCAUUCUUGUUGUUGCGGAACAACGCGAUCCAAAGCCGGCAGCUGCUGGCUGAGCAAGUGAGUAGUUACAGCUCCUCCAGCCCUCUGACUUCACGUAGCAUGGCUGCUGCGCUCGCGGAUGAUCGCAUGGCAUUGGUCUCAGGGAUCAGUUUAGACCCCGAAGCAGCUAUCUGUGUAACGAAGAGGCUUCCUCCAAAGUGGGUUGAUGGAGUGGAAGAAAUUCAGUAUGAGGUCUCCAGGAUAAAAGUAAAGAUGAAAGAACUAGCUAGCCUGCAUGACAAGCAUUUAAACAGGCCAACUCUGGACGACAGCAGUGAAGAAGAACAUGCAAUAGAAAUAACCACGCAAGAAAUCACACAGCUCUUCCACAGGUGCCAGAGAGCAGUUCAAGCAUUACAUAGCAGGUCUCGAAGCUGUACAGAGCAGGAGCGGCGGCUGCUGAAGAACGUUGUGUCGUCCUUGGCCCAGUCCCUUCAGGACCUGUCCACCAACUUCAGACAUGGGCAGUCUGGCUAUCUCAAGCGCAUGAAGAAUAGAGAAGAAAGAUCCAAACAUUUCUUUGGCACUUCAGUCCCCCUUAUGGAUGAUGGUGAGGACACAACGCUGUAUGAUCGGGGCUUUACAGAUGACCAGUUAGUACUGGUGGAGCAAAACACACUGUUGGUAGAAGAGCGGGAACGGGAAAUCCGACAAGUUGUACAGUCUAUUUCUGAUCUCAAUGAAAUUUUUAGGGACUUAGGAGCAAUGGUAGUAGAACAGGGUACAGUCCUUGACAGAAUCGACUACAAUGUUGAACAAUCAUGUGUUAAAACAGAAGAGGGAUUGAAACAGCUACAUAAGGCUGAGCAGUACCAAAAGAAGAAUCGGAAGAUGCUUGUCAUUUUAAUUAUGUUCGUAAUAGUAAUUUUCCUAAUUAUUGUUCUCAUUGGUGUGAAAUUUCGCUAAGUAGCACUCCAGUUUUGUUCUUCCUUUUUUGUGUAUGUAUGUUUGAAGGGGGAUUGGGGUUUGGUUUUGUUUGUUUGGCGUUUUGUCUCCGAUAUGAAUGGGUGAGCCUGCACUCUUGAAAGUUGCCUUUGAAUGAAUGUAUAAGCCCUCACGGUGCAAAGUCUGUGCAAUGUUUCUGUAGAAACCUUUUUCUGUUUUACAUGCUCAAUAUUAUGGUAGGUAAUGGUAUGCAGAAAUAUUGGGAUUUCUGAUAAAUGCUGCCAAAUCAGACAUCUGGUUCUUUAUCUCAGGAUUUGGAACACUGAAAUUGCAUGGGUUAUAUCCUAAAUGUGGACUCGCUCCUAAGUGUUUAUGCAUGGAAGGGGUCAUUCUGUUCACAGAGCAGAAACUUAGGAUACAACCGCAUAUAUUUAGAAAGGAAAACUGACUAAAAGAUUUCACAAAGUACAAUAAUUACUGUCACUGUAUUCAGAACCCUAAUGCUGUCAAUCUCGGUCUCCGGUGUUAUGGUUAAUCUUGGACCUUGUAAACUGUCUAUGUUUCCAUUUGGACUUGAUACCAAAAAGCUAUGGUUUGUAGGUUAAAAUGCCUUAAACAAUUUGGUUUUGCCUAGUUUUCCUUCAGAUUUUUAUUUUAAUCUUUUAUAGUGUAACAGAAGUGAACGCUUUCUAAAAUGUCAAAUAACUCAGACUGUGACAUCAUCAUAUUACUAAUUUUUCUGGAUCGGUAUUUAGCAAACCAUAAUCAGUGCUAUAAAUUGACUUUCUAUGCUUCAUAUAAUCUGGAAUGUGUCUCCACUCCCACCCUGGAGUUGUCAUGCAUUGUUUUUCUACUGCAUGUAUUCUGAAACACUCAGAUGUUGAGCCCAUAACUGAAAUGAAAUUAUCCCCUUUCCUCCCCCUGCCUUAUUGUAUCAGAAUCAAUUGUGCUUUAUUUCAUCCUGUACUUCCAGAUAUUGAACAGCAAAAAGCAUGGUGCUAGCCAUGCAUGUAACUUAAGCCUGGGUGAAAUAAAUGGAAUGGUGAGGUAUAUGUAUCAGAAUCAUGUCCUUAAAUAAGAACUUUUGUCCUCUGCUCUCUGGCUGCAGAGAAGGCUUGAGAAAUAUUUGGAAUGCUGUUUAGCUGUGAUUAAGUGCUAUACUACUGGUUACUGUACAUCAGGAUUCCAUGGUUCCUCUAAAGCAUCAGAUGACUGUGAAGAGAGGGAUCAUUUAAAGGAUAAAAUAUUAACAGUUUACCUGGAUCCUAACAAUACUAUGUGGCUUUCUUUUUAAAAAAAAGAAAGAAAAAGAAAUGCAUUCAGUAUUGACUAAUUUAUUUAAAGCUUGUAGUGUUGUCUCUUCCUGUUGUACUUAUUGAUGUGGUCUGCCUCCAUUUUGCAGCUGCCUUGUGCCCUCAACCAAUCAACUAGAAUAAUAUUUAUAGCAUUAUCUGUGCACUGACUCUCCCCAGUUUUCCUUGGAUCAUCCAGCUCUUGGUACCCAUCAGAUUUUGCUAGACUGACAAAUCGUGGAAACAAUUUGCAUCCUCUUGCCUUGGUUCACACCAGCAUUAUUUACUAGUUAGAGGCAGAGGGCACAGUCUUAGCAGGAAUGUUGCCUGCAAAAGCCCCAAUGAAGUGAACAGGAGCCCCCCUAACUCAUAUGCCUCUGUCUCUCAUUUUAGUGGAGCCUGUGCUGUAGGUCUUUCCAGUGGCUCAGAGUCUGGCUGGCAACACUGGCUUUGCCUCCAGUGUAUAGAUCAUUACAGACAAUGGUGCAGUGUUUUCCAGGGCUUUAAGUCAUUGUUUCAUCCUCUGGAUUAUUCACUUGUUGAAAAUUGACAGGUAUAUUAGUCCGAGAGGGCUGUUCUGUGUGGAAAGGGCCAUAAAAGAAGCUAUUUGUCCCUCCUACCUACAGAAGAAUGCACAAUAUAAGGCUGACAUCUCUGCUGCCCUGCAAAAAUUGUGCUGUCUCCUGGACUAGGUUCUGCUCUGGUUGCUGGUUGCAUCCUAAGGCAAUGGAUUGUAGUUGCAGCUUUGUCAAGAGACUGUCACUGUUCAUCUUGGGACACUCCUCUAGCUGUCCCCAGCUGGCAGUGGCUGCUGCUACUUCCUAAAACCAAUCCCAGCUUAGAGAGCCAGUUGGUGGAGGCCGUGAUAGGGCAGUAUAACCUCAGAGAGUGUGGCAGUGCCUCAAGGCUGUGCUUGUUGCCUGUUGGACUGUUUAGUGGGGCGCAACCCACAGAUGGCUUAAAACACAGUGGGAGCUGAAUUUGCUCCAGUAAACAUAUGCACACUCAUAGGAAUGUCUUGCUGCUUGCAUAUUUGUGUGUUGUCAUGGUUGUUGAGACCUGUUGAACCCCCUUCCCAAGAAGACAAGGCUCAGGUGGUGCAACCUUUUGCUCAUGAGGGGUGCCUAGAUAUACUUGCAGGGGCAAUGCGUGUGGACUGCAUAGGCUGAGUAGUCAUGCCUUUCAACAGGGAGUUAAACUAGAUGGUGUUUUGAUCUUCCCCAUCUUUCAUUCUGUGUGUGUGUGUGUGUGUGUGUGUGUGAGUGAUAUAAAUGAUUUGGCUCAUGUUGGCUGGUUUGGUUGUGUCUCCUCUGCAUGAAAAACUAGAUGUUAGUGGGGAAAGUCUAGUCUGUGGAGAUAUUAUUUUUAAUGGAGGACCAUUCAGUUGUUUAACCCCACUGUCCCCACCCUUGCACAAUUGAAGUGGUACAGUCUAGACUCACAAGCUUACCCCAUUGGUGCAAAUUAGACCUAGGACAAGCACACUUGAAAGAUCCAACUGAUUGCAGGUGAAGAGAAGGAGCUAUUCUCCAAUAGGGGUUUUUAAAAAAAACAAACCUCCCUCCCAUUUUUAAUACUGUGUUGUCCUGUGCUAAAACGUGUGUGUGUACAUGUUCUCUCUCUCUCUCUCUCUCUCUCUCUCUCUCUCUCUCUCUCUCUCGCUAAAUUAAAAGGCGUCUAGAAAUGAAAGUGCAUUAGAAGGCCUCUUGUGUCAGUCUAUGUGAAAUUUACAUCAUGCGAGCCACUCUGGCUGUACUGGGGCAGACUGUUGUUUCUGUUGUGCUCUCAGCGUAGAUGGGGCUUUACAGCACCAACAGAACAGACAUGUCUCAGGGAGCUGAUAGUCUAAAGUUUGGCACAGGGGAGACCGAGAGAUGAAUAUGAGCAAACACCACGUACUUAAGAUUUAUGGAGAUUUGAGGGAGGAAGAGGAUAAGCAAGAACUUGUAUGUUGUUUCCAGCCUCUGAAAGAAGCUUAAAUGUGGCUGAAAUGUUCCUAAGACCCAAACUUCUUAUUGAGAGUUAUGAUGGGGCAGAUGGUGCAAUGAAGAAUACUUGCUGGUUGCCAUGGGGCUCUUUUUAACUGCAGUGUUGUAUUAUAAUAUGAAGUACUGUUGCAACAACUGUUGUUCUGCCAUGUGUGUGCUUAUGAAUUUCAUUCAUCCUUUUGGUUCAACAAUAGGAACCUUCUAGUUCUAACUAUAGUCCUUAAAUAAAACAGAUGGCAAUUUAUUUUUUGGGUGGAAGGCCAUAUCUGUGCUAUCCUCAAAAGAACUCUGGGAAGAUUAUUGAUGCAGAGCAGUGCUUUUAGUAUAGCCAGGACGAUGUGCAAAUUCUGUGAUUCAUUGUGCUAGUGCUGAGACUGGACACUAAUUCUGUAUUUUGAUGAUGUUAUUUUAAAGCAACUUUCUUACCCACUUAAGUCACAGAGCAAAGCCAAGAGAAUGGGUCAGUAUCUGCUAAAGGCUUUUUCUUUGCUAUCUGAAUUUGGCCAACAAUGUGAAAUCAUUUGAAAAAUGCCGUCUUGGAUGCAGAAUAUAUUAUAUAAAGGAAACAGAUGCAAAUUUUGUUUACUUCAGGUGUUUCUUAGUAUAUAGAUUUGUUAUGUACCUAAAAACAGUCUAGACACCGUACCAGGAUUAAAAAUGGACAUUCGCUAACUGCAGAAAAGACAUGGAAUGGAGCCAGGAAAAUGAAAGGAUAAGGAAGCAGAUCAUAUCACGGAAGUAAAAUGAUCUUGAAAACUCUUCUUGAAGAUGGUGAUGGAGUGAGGCAGAUGUCUGGAGAGGAGGAGGGCAUUCCAAUGAUAAGCAACUGCUAAGAAAAAUUUGCACAAGCAUUCUGCUUGCCGAAUGCAGGUGUUGGGGGUAUUUAUUUUCAUGCAGACCCUGUGUAGGCAUAUUCCUAAGACACUAGCAUAAAACCCAUCUUCUGGCAACAGAACUUUACAAGACUGUUGGGGAAAGCUGCUGAAGUUCCAUUUGCAUACUGUACUUUAUCCUUUGAGAUAUGUCUUGUGCACUGUGUUUUUUUUCAAGGUUAAAACAAAUCUGCAAUUGCUCUGAAAAACAUUAUGUGGAUUUGGACCAUCUUAAUUUCUGAGUAGGACUCAAUGUAAGAUAUGUACAUUCCAAAGGGGUUUGCAAACUGAGAUCUUUUUUGUUCAUACACCAUAGUUUCCAUGUAAAGCUCUACUGUAGUCUAGGAAGGAUUUCAAAAAAGAAAGAAACCUGUUUAAUGUACAGCUAUUUAUAUAAGAACCUUUUUUUAGCAAGCAAGAUUUAUUUGGCCAUAAGCUACCAAAAAAAACCCUUAAAACUAAAAUACCAGCACAAUAUAAAAUGAAAAACACUUUAAUAUUUUCCAUGUCAGUCAUGUUCUAGGUACUAUAUACCAAUCACAGUUGUGACAUUGGUCCAGCCAAGCAUCUUAGAGUUUUGGUUGGGCGGAAAAGACAAAUAAGACAGCAAUUAAGUCAAAAGUUAACAAAUGGGUUGGCAGAGAUUUGUCCUGUGCCUGUUCCUCUGGGUCUGUUUAGUUAUGGGGACUUCUGUUUACUUUAAUGGGCUGCUUUCCCUGAACUUCAACAGUGGUCUCUGCAUUCCUUGAGGUUCUGCCUCUAUUGCAAUGUCUCUGUUCCCACUAAGGCUGGGAAGGAUUUGCCCCACUGAAUCCAUGAUUGUCAAGUAACUUGAACAGAGCGUGGCAAUAGAGUGCAGGAAGAUGUAAUAUUCUUAACAGAAGAUUCUUCACCCACAACAUAAACCUGGCCUCACAACCUGCUGUACACACACAUAUAUGUCAAUGUUAAGUGCUGGAUCAGCUAUCAGUCUUGCCUAUUUGCUUAUGCUUCCGAUGGGCUGUCCUUAACUUCUUCUUUUUAAUUGGCACAUGUACAUUUAAGUGUGUCCUUCGCCUUGCCAAUAGCAAAGCAAAUGCAUGUUUAAUUUCUGUGGGGAGUGAGGGGCAGCAUGCUGGUGAGAUAAGUAUUGACCAGUACAUGUUCACCCCAGCUGGCUUUUUUUUUUUUUUUUUUUGAGAAGCUGGAAAACUUGCAGGACUGUGUUUUUUUCUUCCCAGCAUUUGCUCCCAGGUAAAAGGUUCUGUGUCUUCAAGGCAGUGAAGGUGCUUUCCAACCAUCUCUGCCACACUUAGAAGUCAUUCACACAAUUAAAAAAAAACCCUGUUCAACCAGGUUUGGGGAGCUAUGUGUGUGCUCCCAAUUUUCAGUUGUCUGGAAGUUUUUGAUUGUGUGAAUAUCCUCUUUGUCUUCACUCUAAGUAAAUCUCAAGACAGUCUGUCUGACUUCACUUUUUAUGUUUAGCCUUGGAGAUUUUGUCCCCUCUCUGACUUUUACAGGCUCACUAGUAAGAUUCAAGAAUCCUGCCUUAGUCUCUGAUGAUAAUAAUGAUAAUAAUGAUGAUAAUAAUAAUUCAAUUUCUAUACCGCCCUUCCAAAAAUGGCUCAGGGUGGUUUACAUAGAGAAAUAAUAAAUAAAUAAGAUGGAUCCCUGUCCCCAAAGGGCUCACAAUCUAAAAGAAACAUAAGAUAGACACCAACAACAGUCACUGGAAGUACUGUGCUGGGGGUCGAUAGAGCCAGUUACUCUCCCCCUUCUAAAUAAAGAGAAUCACCACCGUAAAAGGUGCCUCUUUGCCCAGUUAGCAGGGGCUAAUAACAAGGAAGAGCUGGGCUAAGUAACUUUAAGAUGUUUUCCCCUAUCUUAGGCUGCAAUCCUGGGUGCUUAUGUUUGAUAUUAAGCUCCAUUUAACACAGUAGGACUUUCUGAUGAGGAAACAUGCCUACAGUUGCACUGUUAAGCUUCUUAAAAACCAGAAAUCUUAUAACUGUUGUGUUUCAUUCACAAAGAUGUGCCUCUGUGAGAGUUAGAAUAAAAUAAAACUCCCAUGCUGCCUAUUUAAUAAAGAAGUGAUAGGCUAUUAUGGUCACAGAACACUACAGAAGGGUAACUUAAUGUACAGUGUUGCUUACUAAUCGGUCUUUUAUUAUCCAUGGACUGAUACAAUCUUAGGCUAAGGAAGCUUCUAAUAUGUAACCUUUUUCAUAUUAAAAAAUAUUUUAAUGGUUUCCUACUAUUGGCAAGACAUUGUGAUUUAGAGCAGGGGUUCUCCCCAGGUGUUGGACUACAACUGCCAUCAUCCCCUGUCACAGUGGCCCUUAGCCAUUGAGGCAGGAGAUGGUGGGAGUUGUCCAUCAUCAUCUGGGGACCCAUCUUUGAGAACCCUGGCUGGAGCAUACUCUGGCCAAUUUAUUUAUUCUAAGCCUACCUCUGUGAUCUGGCUUUUAUUUUUAUCCUAAUCACAGAGUUCCAAUGUAUGUUCUAUACUACAGAAACACAAACUUAUCUUCCCCCACUCCCCUCUUCCUUCCUCUUUAGGGAAGCGCCAUAUAACCUUGUUCCAUUUCUCAGUACAAGCUUCAGGUCUUAUAUGAAUACAACAGAUAUUUAUAUACCACUUUUCAACAAAAGUUCUCAAAGUGAUUUACAUAGAUAUAAAUCAGAAUAAAUAUAAAUACACACACACACUCUCUCUCUCUUAAUAGUCAUUAAGCAAACCCUGUAGCCCCCCGCCCCAGUUUAUGUAUAAUACAUUGUUUUCAGCUGAUGGGUGAAAAAUGAAAAUUCAGUUCUAUGGCCAACAAUAAGGAUGCAGUCUUUAAAAACAAACACACACCUCUCUCACUGCUUGGUUAUAUAUGAGUUGUAGCAGAAGUCAUGUCAUUUCUGGUCAUGUCUAUAACUAAUACUUGCUUCCUGAAUUAUGGAGUAUGCAACACAAGAGAUCUCAUGUUCUACCCAACUAUGUAUAGUAUAUUUUCUUCCAUUUCUGUGAACAAUUUGUAAUGUAUGAAUAAACCAUUCAACAAAC
Molecule: messenger RNA, 8780 nt
Organism: Hemicordylus capensis (graceful crag lizard)
Lineage: Eukaryota; Metazoa; Chordata; Lepidosauria; Squamata; Cordylidae
Gene: STX16
Product: syntaxin 16
Exons: 8
Coding region: 650-1618 (322 amino acids)
Biological process (GO): vesicle fusion; vesicle-mediated transport; intracellular protein transport
Cellular component (GO): SNARE complex; endomembrane system; membrane
Molecular function (GO): SNARE binding; SNAP receptor activity
Source: RefSeq, a predicted model, not a curated record